AUGAGUAGCUCGGAGUCAGAUGCAGAGGCAUUCCUGUCAGAGAGUGCCGGCCAAGAAAGCAAGCGCUCGACUGGCUUGGGCUGCAGUUUUUUCAUGCUUGCUUUCGAAGAGUUCCUGGCUCUGCUGUUGAUUGUUGCAAUUUGUCGUCAAGAUCUAGAGAAGUGGCACAUCAUUGUUAUGCAGCUUGUAGCCAUCUUUCUGGUCCAUGUCUUCUUUCAAUGUUUCCUGCGUGAUCAACUCGACCCCGUCAAUGUUGGAUUGGAGGCCAUACAGGACAACAUGGAACAUGCCAACUUCCAGCAGCUUUUCGAUCAGUUGCAUAGUGCCGCGCCGAGCAUCGAGCACAUCGCAGUGGGCCUCAAGAAAGGGUCGAAGGCAGUCGGUGGCGGCCGGAGGGUUUAUAAUCAAGUUAUACACAGGCAAACCGAGUCAAAGAACUUCGACUUCACAAGCUGGCGAGAUGUGUCAGACCCGGUAUCAGGCAGGGACGGACCAAGCGCU
Messenger RNA from Symbiodinium necroappetens, 501 nucleotides. The record is from the annotation of a GenBank genome assembly. Lineage: Eukaryota; Dinophyceae; Suessiales; Symbiodiniaceae.